UUUGAAGUUUUGGGUGGAGACUGAACAAAAGCUCAGAGCCAAACAGCGACUAAGAACACUGCUGUAGUUUAAGCUGAAAGGGUGUCUGGUAUCAUGGCUGAAAGGUUCUUUAGAUUCCUCCUCCUCACAGUUUUCCUCAAUGGACUGGAUGCAUCAAGACCAGCCAUAAACCAGGAGCUUUCCAACUUGUUCAAUGAGCUGUGGAGGUUGGAUGUGAAUCGCAUGAAGCCUGGAACAGACUACACAAUCUCUGUUCAGGGUCAAGCAGGCUUCGUAAGCCAGGGUAGCCAUGUAGUACAGGAUCACGCCUCACAGCCUCUGUUCUCAAAUGUUAGUGAGAGCAAGCUGAGAAACAUCACCACCUUCUCUCACUUCAUGAACCUCCUGGACAACUAUGAGUGGUCUACAGGUGUGACAGAACAAGUCUCAACAGAGGAGCUGAGAGAAAUAAAUCUCUUCCUGGAUGCUGUUUUACAGACGCAAGUCAUGAAGCGGGCGCAUCAGUAUCUGGUGAGCAAAGGACAAUCCAGCUCUGACUUGAGGUUGUUUAAGAAUCAGCUCAACUUGAUCUGGUUCCAUCUCUACCACCGGGAGAGAAACACAGGCCUGGACUCCUGUGGAUUUGAGCAUGUUUUUGUUGGAGAGACAAAAUCUGGAGCAGAACUAAUUGGUUUCCACAACUGGGUCCAGUUCUACCUGCAAGAAAAAAACAGGCACUUGGACUACAAAGGAUACAAGGCCAGGCAGCACGACUUACCUGAUCAUGACGACCACGUCCUGAACCUCCAGUUCAGUUGGCACGGUUUGGUGAAGCCCGUCAGUAGCGCCUUCAUCGGGACCAGCCCUGAGUUUGAGAUGGCUGUUUACACCAUCAUCUUUCUAAUGAACACAGGGAGGACCACCACGGUGCUGGUUGACAUCGACCAGUGUCAGGUGGAGCUGGUGGUCAUCAGACAUGGACGCUCUAUUGGGACUGCAUUUCCCAAACUGCUCAGCAGCAACAACAGACAUGUCAGGCAGCGUUCCAACUGACUUCAUGCAGAUCUGAUGGAAGUUUAUCUGCAAGGAAAUGUUAUUAAUAGGAACUCCAGAGAUCCAUAAUAACUCUACAUUAAUACAUUUAAGUAAUUACUGCUUUUAAAAGAAGAGACAUAUGUUGUUUUUUAAUCUUUUUCCAUUUAUUAAUAUUAA
Messenger RNA from Melanotaenia boesemani (Boeseman's rainbowfish), 1191 nucleotides. RefSeq names its product endonuclease, polyU-specific C (gene endouc). Gene Ontology annotation, molecular function: RNA endonuclease activity. The transcript has 8 exons. NCBI's taxonomy places the organism in Eukaryota, Metazoa, Chordata, Actinopteri, Atheriniformes, Melanotaeniidae. The record is from RefSeq and is a predicted model, not a curated record. Bases 94 to 1032 code for a protein of 312 amino acids.